Messenger RNA from Orbicella faveolata, 750 nucleotides. RefSeq lists its product as uncharacterized. Lineage: Eukaryota; Metazoa; Cnidaria; Anthozoa; Scleractinia; Merulinidae. Gene Ontology annotation, biological process: embryonic morphogenesis; regulation of transcription by RNA polymerase II. The record is from RefSeq and is a predicted model, not a curated record. Gene Ontology annotation, molecular function: RNA polymerase II transcription regulatory region sequence-specific DNA binding; DNA-binding transcription factor activity, RNA polymerase II-specific. Gene Ontology annotation, cellular component: nucleus.
AUGAGGGAUUUGUCACGAGUACGUAUAAACUUGACAGGGCACGUCAUCGAUGCGAUCAACAUCUCCAUGAUAGAAUCUGAAUUAAAACCAGCUCUGAAGAAUGCAUCGGUAAACAGCCCGAAACUCUAUACGGCUUUGUCACUACAGAAUUGGCUAGAGCUUCUCUUGGACCAGCCGGGAACACAACUUUGCCAGCUGAAAGGGAUUACCCGUAAAACAACGGUGAAGGACAUGGCAGAUAGGAUCAGAGAUUCUGCUGAUGCCAACGCUUAUCAACUGCCCACAUCGUCCAAACCCUACUUGUCGUUCUCGAUAGAAAAUAUCUUAAGUGAAGGCACAUUUGGUCCACGAAACCAGCAAAGGAAAGUACACGCCCAGAAAUAUGAAAGUUUCAGAAAAGAGAAGUCUAAAAAGGCAUCUGUAGAGACUCUCUUUACACGUCUUCCCUGGCUCGCCUACACACGGUAUUGCCCUCCAAAAAUUCCAAGAUCCAAACCUCGGAAAGGUUCUCGACGACAUAAAUUAGACAGAAAUCCAAGAAUACCCUUCUCUAGUUCACAGUUGGCUGCACUGGAAGCCAAAUUUAUUCAGACCCAGUACCUGUCGGGCUCAGAGGUGCGUGACUUAUCAUCCACGCUGAGAGUCACUGAGCACCGAGUGAAGAUUUGGUUCCAGAACAGGAGAGCGCGCGAAAAGAAAACUCAAGCAGCUAGCGCCGAAAAGUCAGGGCCACCACAAAGUGAAACUUAA